Colletotrichum chrysophilum is the source of this 1407-nucleotide messenger RNA. RefSeq lists its product as uncharacterized. Bases 1 to 1407 code for a protein of 468 amino acids. The record is from RefSeq and is a predicted model, not a curated record. The transcript is spliced from 2 exons. Lineage: Eukaryota; Fungi; Ascomycota; Sordariomycetes; Glomerellales; Glomerellaceae.
AUGUUUGGUGACAGUUCCCCCUCUAGAACCAUGCAUCGAAGAGUAUUUCCGAGCUGGUUUGGAUGGGGCCUCAAGUCUAAAGAUCUGGAAUACAUCGAAGAAGCAAUAACUGUGCGGUUUGACUAUCGGCACUUCGUCAACGACUGGGGGUAUUUGCUGGACCGUGGCAUCUGCGAGAGUGCAACUUCAGGAGAGUGUCGGUUUCAGCACUUCUUUGGAGAGAUCAACAGGUGUUUGACGGGUCUUCUGGGUCCGACACACUUCAUGACCAAAUUGAAUGAGAGACAUGCCAGCUUCAUGCUGACAACUGAGCCAUUCAAGUACCACAUGUCAGAGCAGUUCGUCAUUGCCGAUGCCCUGUCCGCGACAGCAUCUCAGUUCAUGAUUUUAUCCUCGCCCUCAGAGGGUUCAGAUCAGGUUGCUUUAGACAUGUGGGACCUGAACGACGCUCCUCGUCGUGUAGCGACCAGCAUCGUUUCCCCUGCCGGGAUUGACUUCAAGUCCGAUGCGGCGCGGUCUGUCGCGUUCUCCCAUGCCUUCGCUGAAUUUUUGUUCGGAAACCGAGACGGGAGUGCUAGGUUUAUUUCUGACCAGCAAGCCGUAAAUCCCAGCUAUGAACCUCUUUCAACAGACAUUGACUCGCGCGAUGGAGUAAUAGUCGUUGCAACUCGCAGUGCGCACAAACACACGCGAAAGCACGCGUUGACGAAUAAGAGCAUCCCCAAGUCGACCAAGGCAUCCGGGGACUCGGAGUCUGAUUCUUCAGAAGAUGAGACCGAUGAUAAUUCGGAUGAUGAAUAUCUAUCCAGCUCGACCGACGAGAAUUCAGCUGACGAAACAUGCAGCGAAGGAUCCACAGACUUUGAUUCAGAUCAAUCUGAAAGCGAGGCGUCUGAAAGCAAUUCGGAAGCUGAUGAUAGAUAUACUGACUCGUCUGAAGAGGAGGAUGACGAUAGCGAUGUGGAGUCAGAACACGAGACCGUCGCAGCUAAGCCCGACGAAUCGAAAAGAACCAGGAUAGUGCUCAAUUACGAGCAACCAGAAGACACUCAACUGAAACUGGAUGAGGGUUUGCUCAAAAGGAAGAAUGGAAACCGUCCGACAUAUCCAGGCAUGCCAGGUCGCUUGAGGGAUUCGAAAGACCAAAUCACCGCAGGUGUCGUCGUGUAUGAUGUCAGAUCAGGGCAGACUGUCCGCAUGUUCAGAUACAAGCAUGACGCUCCGGCAAUGCUUUACCACUCGCCCCCGGCGUUACAUCCGACAAAACCCCUCCUCGUGUGGCCUUUGGGUGGUGGGGAAGUGUUGUUCGCUGACUACGAGGAAAAGACGUACUUCACCAGGGCCGCAGUGCCCACAACAAACGAUAGUGAGUUUAAGGCCGGCGACUUUCUUUCAAUCAACGACUGA